Priceomyces carsonii is the source of this 4701-nucleotide messenger RNA. It is a transcript of the gene IQG1, whose product is annotated as Iqg1p. The transcript has a single exon. The coding region runs from base 1 to 4701 and encodes 1566 amino acids. Gene Ontology annotation, biological process: regulation of GTPase activity; mitotic actomyosin contractile ring assembly actin filament organization. Gene Ontology annotation, molecular function: GTPase activator activity; calmodulin binding; actin filament binding. Gene Ontology annotation, cellular component: mitotic actomyosin contractile ring; cell cortex. The record is from RefSeq and is a predicted model, not a curated record. Lineage: Eukaryota; Fungi; Ascomycota; Pichiomycetes; Serinales; Debaryomycetaceae.
AUGGCCGCGUCAGCAAAGAGUAGGGCCAUGAAGUACCUUGAAUGCAUUGAUGAUUCUGACAAUAAAACAACAAGAACUCCUCUUAGACCCACUUCGAAGUUCAACUCAUCAUCAAAUGAAUCUCCAAAGUUCAUAUCUUCAAAGGGAUGUGAUCUUGAAUUGCUCUCGAAGGAAAUGAAUAUUGUUACACCGAGCCCCUCUAAAACAGCGCUCUUACGAUCUAAAUUUGAAUCACCUUCUGUCACAGUUUCUUCAUUCAAAAGUCCUCUGAAUAAAUCUUCUGCUGAAAGCAGCAGAGUUGGAUCUCCAGUAAGAAGGCAUGCUACUACUGAUGAAGGUGAUGUUACUCAUUCAUCGAAAAGAAAUAAUGGUGUAACGCCGAUUAGUCUAGGCAAACUGAGUGAUUUAGCUCCAGAAACAAAGUCUUGGAAGAUCAAUAGUUCUCCGUCGAAGAAUGCCUCCAGAGAUUCAGCUGGGUAUGAAUAUUUGUGUCGCAUUGAAGAAACUAGAAUAUGGCUAGAAGCGGUCUUGAAAGAGCCAGUUCAUCAAGGAGCAGCGGAACUUAUUUCCUACAUAAGAAAUGGUAUCUAUUUAGCGAAGCUUGCAAAUGCUAUAUUGCCUACACGCAAGAGGGUUUUCACAAAUGAUUCCAAGUUGCAAUUUAGGCACACCGAAAACAUUAACAGGUUUUUUCAUCUUUUAGAGUACCUAGAUGUUCCAGAUUUGUUCAGAUUUGAACUAACAGAUUUAUACGAUGCUAAAAAUGUCCCAAAAGUAUGGUUCUGCCUUCGUGCUAUCAGCUACAUGUUGCACAAGCUUGAUUCGAAAUUCCCUAAGAUUAUUAACUUGAUGGGUUCAUUGGACUUUUCACCAGAUGAUGUUAGAUCUGCUAAUCGUGCAUUAGUUGGCACUGGUUUGCCAAACUUUGCUAGUGCAGAUGAAACCUCAGAUGAGUCUAGCUACAUGAAUAGCAUUACUUCUCCCACGAAGCCUGAGCAAAAAGCACAUGCUAGUGCUGUUGCUCAAGAACUUAAGCAGAAGAGUGCAACAGAUGCAUUUCCUAAGGAAAAAGUUCAAAUUAUUGAAAAUAAGGAUAAUCCUUUUAUUGAGAGUCGCCUGACCGAUGAGCAGGCGCGAUAUCGUCCAGAUUACUUUCAAGAACAAGAUUUGCAACAUAUUGACGUAGAGGGAAAUUAUUCUUUUGUGGAUGGAAUUGUUAAAAUUCAAACAUUGGCUCGAGGCGCAAACUUUAGGUAUAGGAUGUUUGUCGAUAGGAUAAUGUUGAGGUCUUACUCAGAAGAUAUAGAAAAGUUGAUAACGAUCAUUAGAGGUAACCAACUGCGUAUGAAGACUAUACAUAAACAUCGAGAUGAAUUAUUGACUCAUGGAAGAGAAAUAUUGUUAUUGCAAUCAAUAGCAAAAGCAAAAGUGGUGAGAAAAAAUGUAAUGGACUUGAAUCAUGCUCUUGAAGACUUCCAAUUUCAACGAAUUGUCCGUGGUGCUAUGCAAAGAAAUUUCAUACAAGAUUUGAAGCUGAAACUUCUUCAAAAUGAGGAACUGAUUAUAAGACUACAGUCUUAUAGUAAGAUGAAGACAAUUUUUUCAAAGUCCUCGGUCCUUAUUUCCCACAGAGAUUCAAUUGAAUCCAUAAUCUUAAGUUUUCAAUCUGCUGCUCGUCGUCGUUUAUAUGAGAACCAAACCUGUCGCCAAUCUAUUGCUAACAGUUCAAAUAAUAGAGCUCUAACAGCAUUGCAGUCCGUGAUCCGUGCUCAUAAAGUCAGACUGACUCUUUCACUAAUCAAUCGGGAACUUCAGUUGGAGUCUUUAUCCGUAAAAGAGUUCCAAGGCAUUGUAAGAGGAGGAAUAGCCAGGACAAAGUUAUGCAACAACUUUUUGCUCAUAUUGUUUGGGGAAGAUGCAUCUUUAACCGAAUUGUGUGCAAAAAUAAAGGGGGUCAUGGUCAGGAGAGAAAUUGAAAUUAAAAAACGUGUUUUGAUGAAGCUUGAAGAAACUUCGAUUGUCCCACUACAGUCUCUUUUCAGAGGUGUAUUGGGCCGCUUCGAAUACGAAAUUAAACUCGACGAUGCAUAUAACGAUAUCGAGAAUAUCAUUGUUUUGCAAGGUCUAAUAAGAGGUGCUACCAUUAGAAAGAAUAUUCUAGGAAUGAACGAAUAUUACGAGUACAAUGUGGAUAAAGUUAUUAAAGCACAGGCAUUUAUAAGGUCUAAAUAUACACGCAAAGCAUACAAGGCAUUGAUGAGUCAGAAGGAUGUGCCAUUGGCGGUAAUUAGAACCUUUGCAUAUUUGUUGACUGAUAAUGAUCUUGAUUUUCAAGAAGAAAUAGACUUGGUGGAGCUCAAAAACAUGAUUAUAGAGAAGUCUACCUGCAAUGCUGAGAUAGAGCAACAGAUUGAAAACUUGGACGUAAAAUUGGGGCUCUUAGACAAAAACAAAAUUACGAUCGAGGAUUUCGUUGAACAUAAAAACAAGAUAAAGUCUAAAACCCCAGAAGCAGUCAAUGUGAAAAAUUUGGAUACUUUAAGUAGAUCGUCGAGGAAAAGGAUAGAGCUUUAUCAGUCUAUGUUUUAUUUCCUUCAAACAAAACCGAUCUAUUUGGUAAGACUUUACCGAGCACAAGCGAGGAAGCAAAUAGAAUCUAGAAGUUCAGAUGACUUGAAGAGCUGUAUAAUUCUGCUAUUUCCUAUAAAGAACUCCUCUAUCGGGCACCACUCUAGAGAAGAAUUCUUUUUCAUAAAGUUUGUUUUCUGCUUGAUGCAAGAUGAUAUCCAAUAUAAUUGCAAGAACAUUAGCGAUCUAACUAAAACACAGAAAUGUUUCUGGACUGAAUUUAUACUAAAUUUCAACAAUCAUACGUAUCAAAGGCUGCACUUGAAGAGUAUUUUUGGCAAACUAGUAACCAAAGUUAUAGAGAAUGAUAACAUUGAUUUUGAGUCUGACCCAAGUGAGAUAUAUAAUAUGCUUAUUAAAAAGGAGAUUAAAGUAAAGGGCUUUAGUGAAAGGGAAAACGAUGUAUCUCCACAAGUUGCGAUAAAGGACCCGGAAGUAUCUAGUAGAUUUGUGGAUAACUUGAUGGGUUUGAGAGAACAUGUAACAGAUCUGUUAAACCUUCUUGAUGCAAAUAUCGAUAGAAUCCCCAUUCACAUUAGAUUGACAUGUAAUAAUGCAUACAUGUUAUCUAAAAUUCACUUUCCAGGGAAGUCCGAUUCGCAACAUCUAGCGGUCGCAGGUGUUAUAUUUAUAAAGCACUACAUUGCAUCUAUAUUACACUAUCCUGAAAACUAUGGUUACAUGAUUAAAGAUCCAAUAAAUGCUAGCCUCUACAGCUUUCGGGCUAGAAAUAACUUGAAGUAUUUAAGCAGAGUUUUGCUCCAGGUUUUCUCGAUGAAGCAGUUUAAUGAUAGCUUCUUGAAGCCACUCAAUGAGUUCGUUCAAUCUUCUAUUGAUACUACUCGAAAAAUAAUUCAAAGAAUAAUAGACGUUAAAAGUCUAGAAUUGGAAUAUGGCAUAAACGAGUUUGAUGAUAUAGUAAAGCACGAAAGGCCACAAUUGAACAUGAAAGUGAGUGAUAUGAUUUGUUUGGAAAAAAUUGUCACACGGAAUGCAGACAUUGUUGCUCCUGAUUUUGAUGACCAAUUAUACACUCUUUUGACAAGCUUGAAUGAUGAUAUCAAUUCAGCGAAUGAUCUCAUGACAUUAAGUGAAUUAGGAUAUAUUACCCUUAAUUUAAAUCCUACUACAAAAGAGGAUUCGCUUGCUGAUUCAAAAGUUAUAUCUCUAAUGACACAAGCCAAAAGAAGUAUUUUGUACAUUAUUAGGGUUCAGGAAGGACAGACACUUUUAGAAUUACUCGUGUCAGGUAUCAGCGAAGUGCAUGAAAAGAAAUUUAAAGACUUGGUUUCAAAUGAGAAGAAAGAGUCAGAAAAAUCUAAAGCAUUUGAAAAGAGAAACCCAUAUUAUAAAACUUCUUUGGGUGACUUAACUACCACCUCGUAUCGCGAUUUGAAAAAGAUGUGCUUGGAGAUAUUGUUAAAGCUUGAAGCCAAAGAUAAAUUAACUCGGAAUAAUUCCUUCCAAGAUAUACUCAAUCAUAUUGCGACAGAUAUUAAGACCAAAGAUGCUAAACGAAUUGGGCGUAAGCAGCAACUUGCGUUUGCAAGGGACACUGUUAAUAAAAUUUCAGAUAAACAAAGAUUUUUAGAGAGACAAUUGAACGACUACAAUGAGCAUAUUAAAUCAGUCGUGACUGAGUUACAGCUGAGGCCAAAGGAGAAGAAGUUUUUCAAUAUAAUUCCGGUUUUCAGUAAGCAGUACUUUUAUCAACGUGAACUUAAGAAAUCAAAUCGACUUCCUAAAUUUGGUGCAUACAAAUAUUCGGCUAAAAAGCUUCGGGAUCAGAAUGUACUACUUGAUUUUGGCGGCUUAUUACAUCACGCUUAUUCUUCGUCAUCUAAGUUGGAUUUCGUUUUUAGCUGUCAUAAAGUUGGAAUCUUCACAAUAGAGGUUGUCAAUGGUUCUGUUACUGUCCCAGGUGCCUCCAAUAUUAUUUCUCUUGAUGAUUUAUUAAACUAUCAGUAUGAAGAUCAAAAAGAAUUGGAAAUGUUUGAUAAGAUGGUAACUUUUGAUACCCACAAUUUAAGUGGACUAAUCUUUAAAAAUUUUUACGACAUUAAAAGAGACUAA